ACCGCACCACCGCACCGGGCCUCCUCCGAGUCUCCGACCUCCUCCUGUCUUCGGUGUCGUCGCCCGCCUCCCCAUGAGGCCGCCCUCGAGACAUGCCUCGUAGCCUCGGCGUCAGUAGCAGCAGCAGCACCAGGCGCUCCCUCCGCGUCGCGCCCCCCGCCUCACCCCCGCUGCGGCGGCCGCCGUCGCCGGCAUGGCCAUGCCGUUCGCGCGCCGCGACAUCGAGGCGGCGGGCGCCGGCGCCAGCAGCGACGACUCUCCUGCCGCUAAGAAGGGCAAGCCCGAGCUCGCAGGGGCGCGCCCGGCUUUGACGAGGUCCGAGGCGUUCGCGUUCGCGGCCGUGCUCGCGCUCUUCACCGCCGGGAUCUUCUGCGUCUUCCUCACCGCGCCACGCGGCGAGUUUGGGCAGAUCCUCCGCCUCCCGCGCAGCCUUGCCGACGUCCGCCUUCUCAAAGACAAUCUUGCUGUUUACGCGAGAGAUUACCAAACGAAUUUUAUAUUGGGUUAUUGCUCAAUAUACAUCUUCAUGCAAACAUUCAUGAUCCCUGGGACAAUAUUCAUGUCUUUACUUGCUGGGGCUCUUUUUGGAGUGAUUAAAGGUGGCAUUUUGGUAGUUUUCACUGCCACAGCCGGUGGAUCUUCUUGCUAUUUUGUCUCCAAGCUGAUUGGCAGGCCCUUGGUUAGUUGGUUGUGGCCUGAAAAACUGAGAUAUUUCCAAUCAGAGAUUGCUAAGAGGAAAGAAAAGCUGCUGAAUUAUAUGCUUUUUCUGAGAAUAACUCCAACUUUGCCCAAUACAUUCAUAAAUAUGGCGUCACCGAUUGUUGACAUACCUUUCCAUAUUUUCUUUGCUGCAACACUAGUUGGUCUUAUUCCAGCAUCUUAUAUUACUGUAAAGGCUGGUAGAGCCCUAGGCGAUCUGAAAUCAGUUAGAGAGUUGUAUGACUUCAAGACAUUAGUGGUUCUGUUCCUUAUUGGAUCUGUUGUUGUCGUUCCAACAAUCCUGAAAAGGAAGAGAACAUACGAAUGAUGUCUUAGAGCAUCUACAUACUUUCUUUAGAUGUUCAAAAUGUAUUAGGAUUUUUUUACCUUUUGUUUUCUUGAUAUCGUAUACAUUUUCAAUUCUAUACGUAGAGAUGUAAAAUCGAAUCGAAUGCUUUCUAAUACUAGAUGAUGCCAUCAUUGUAUCUGCA
This is a messenger RNA of Zea mays, 1190 nucleotides long. Its product is annotated as gtk16 protein. Bases 194 to 1027 code for a protein of 277 amino acids. The record is from RefSeq and is marked provisional. Gene Ontology annotation, biological process: autophagosome assembly. Gene Ontology annotation, cellular component: endoplasmic reticulum. The transcript is spliced from 4 exons. Lineage: Eukaryota; Viridiplantae; Streptophyta; Magnoliopsida; Poales; Poaceae.